UGCCGCAGGAAGUGAAGUCAGCGAUGGGCGGAAAUUCGUUCGGCAGGAAAGGGCGGAAGUAGCUCAGAGUAGUUUAGCUGAUGAAGAGGCCGCGAUGGAGAUGGGAACUGUUGUGAUGGAACCCAGUGUAGAAGGAAAAUGCGGGUCCCCAGUAGAAGAAUUGGACAGUGAAGUUUACACAAGGUUUAUGAAGAAUCACAAAUGCUAUGACCUUGUCCCCAUCAGCUCAAAACUUGUAGUAUUUGAUACAUCUCUUCAGGUAAAGAAAGCCUUCUUUGCUUUAGUCAGUAAUGGUGUGAGAGCCGCACCUUUGUGGGACAGCAAGAAGCAGAGUUUUGUAGGCAUGCUUACCAUCACAGACUUCAUUAAUAUUCUUCAUCGAUACUACAAAUCUUCUAUGGUGCAAAUUUAUGAGCUGGAGGAACAUAAGAUAGAGACUUGGAGAGAAGUGUAUUUACAAGACUCUUUCAAGCCUUUGGUCAGCAUAUCACCCAGUGCUAGCCUAUUUGAUGCAGUUUCGUCUCUGAUUAAAAAUCGCAUUCAUCGUUUGCCUGUCAUUGCUCCAGACUCCGGAAAUACACUGUACAUAUUAACACACAAGAGGAUUCUCAAGUUUCUUAAACUUUUUAUGUCUGAACUGGAAAAGCCAGCUUUUGUGAACCAAACGUUAGAGCAGCUGAAGAUUGGAACAUACGAUAACAUUGCUAUGGUGCAUCCCAACACUCCUGUCUAUGUUGCUCUGGGUAUUUUUGUUCAGCGCCGUGUAUCUGCUUUACCUGUUGUUGAUGAGUCUGGGCGUGUGGUGGAUAUUUAUUCCAAGUUUGAUGUCAUUAAUUUAGCUGCUGAGAAAACUUACAAUAAUUUGGAUAUCACCGUGACAAAGGCCCUUGGACAUCGCUCUCAUUACUUUGAAGGUGUCCUAAAAUGUUACCCACAUGAAACCCUUGAAACCAUCAUCAACCGGCUCGUUGAAGCAGAGGUACACAGACUGGUUGUAGUGGAUAAGAAUAAUGUGGCUAAAGGAAUUGUUUCUCUCUCUGACAUCCUGCAGUGUUUGGUUUUAACAGCUGGAGGUUCCCAAAGUUCAUGACUGGCACAUAUGUAGUUCGCCACUGCAAUGAUGCAGUAUCGAGACAGACAACGACCUUUGCACUUCUCAGAAUUCAACGACCUCCACAAAGUUUCAGCACCGAGAAUAUCCCAUUAUUCACCUGGAGGUGGAAAGAAUGGAUUCGCCACCAGCCAAAAAUAACCAAGCAUUCUGUUAUGCAGCAGCAUUGAUCUUCAGCAAUACUAUGGGGCAUUACUAAGGAUUUACCAAUAAUUUCAUGAUCGUGAACUUUGUAGUCCAAUAAGAGGAUUACACAGUAUUGAGUUAUUGUCAGAGUUUUUUUUUUUAUAGCACUAUUAAUUAUUUUUUUACCAUACUGUUCACAAAGUAGAAGACAGAUGGCCUGAAGGUUAGAUGCAGUUUUCACCUAGAAUUUCGUGUGGCUUCUACAUACAGUGUUGGCCCCUGUACACAGUGUUGGCCCCUGUAACAAGUUUACUGCAUUUGAAAGUCUGGUAUUGGAGUCGUAGCACAAUAUUUUACACAAAGCCGUUAAUAGUUUGCACUUGGCAGAUGGGAGUGACACAUGCCACUUUAAUGUUUUAUAUAUUAUUUUUCUGUAAGGGUCUCAGUUAAGCAGUUAUGUUUCCAUUGUUUAUACUUCCUUUUCCUGAGAACUCAGCAACGCUGGCAUUUUUACUACAUAAAUAUUUUCCAAAGUUUCUGUGUUUUUAACAAGAUUUAGUGUCCAUAAAAUUGUAUACCAGUAAUAAAAUUAGCUUUUUCCUAAA
This is a messenger RNA of Rana temporaria (common frog), 1842 nucleotides long. RefSeq names its product protein kinase AMP-activated non-catalytic subunit gamma 1 (gene PRKAG1). Lineage: Eukaryota; Metazoa; Chordata; Amphibia; Anura; Ranidae. Bases 95 to 1090 code for a protein of 331 amino acids. The record is from RefSeq and is a predicted model, not a curated record. The transcript has 13 exons.